This is a messenger RNA of Nymphaea colorata (pocket water lily), 1148 nucleotides long. Its product is annotated as glycine-rich cell wall structural protein 2-like. The coding region runs from base 1 to 906 and encodes 301 amino acids. The record is from RefSeq and is a predicted model, not a curated record. The transcript has 2 exons. Lineage: Eukaryota; Viridiplantae; Streptophyta; Magnoliopsida; Nymphaeales; Nymphaeaceae.
AUGGGGUUGCUCAGUAAGAGACCUUACUUGUUGGUUGUGUCCUUUCUCGUUGGGAUUCUCUGUUGGUGCUCUAGUUUCCACCAUGCGGGCGUGCAAGCAAGGGAAGGUGCGUUCAAGAGUGGAGUAGAGAGAAGGGAGCUGGCUGGUGGUGCUGCAAUAGAUGUAAGUAAGGUUGAUAGGGGGAGAUACUAUACUGACGGCAGAGGUUAUGGUGGCAGAAAUGCAGUUGGUGGUCGGGGUGGUGGAGAGGGAGGUGGUGGUGGUUAUGGGGGUGGGGAAGGGGUAGGCCGUGGGGAGGGCUAUGGAUGGGGCGGUGGAGGAGGCUAUGGUUAUGGUAGUGGUAGUGACGGCAGUGGUGGCGGUGGUGGUGGCGGCGGCGGCGGCGGCGGCGGCGGAGGUGAUGGUGGUCGAGGUGGAGGAGGUGCAGGGAGAGGUGGCGGAUAUGGUUAUGGUAGAGGUGGCGGUGGAGGAUAUGGUUAUGGUGGCAGUGGUGGUGGUGGUGGUGGCGGUGGAGGAGGAGGUGGUGGGGGCGGCUCGGGUUACGGAUCUGGUUAUGGAUCUGGAUAUGGGAGUGGGAGUGGAUUUGGAUCAGGAGGUGGUGGUGGUUCUGGUUAUGGAUCGGGAGGUGGAGACGGAGACGGAAGUGAGGACAGCGGAAGUGGAUAUGGCUCCGGCUCUGGCUACGGUUCAGGGUAUGGUGGCGGAGGAAGAUAUGGCGAAGGUGGUGGUGGCGGCGGAGGUGGCGGAGGAAGAUAUGGCGAAGGUGGUGGUGGCGGCGGAGGUGGCGGUUCAGGUUAUGGAUCUGGUUUGGGCUCCGGUCGUGAGGGCAGUGGAAGUGGGUACGGCGAGGGAUACGGGUCAGGUUAUGGAAGUGGAGGUUAUCGACGUCAGGCAGUCAAGAACUAAGCAGUUGGAGCUCAUUUCUUACUGCAUGUUAGACAUAAGAUUUAAAGAGAAAGAAUAAAAAAAAGAGGAAAAAAUAUUAUAGAUUGUCCCUUGUAUUGCCUUGUAGUUAUGGCAUAUAUAUUGGGGUAUGAAUGGAUGCUUUCCUCAACUGCUUGUUUACAUUACACUCAUAUAAGAAUACAAAUCCUUGUUCCAAUUAGAUGAUGAAAUAAGUAAUGCAUUGUUCUUGGUUUUCUUUCUAA